AUGACCGAUGUGCAAAUACAAAAUCAAACUAGUUUGAGUACUAGUAAAAAAGAGUUUGAGAGUAGAUAUGAUGAAAGGGCGCUUAGAAUUUUAUGCGUAAAAAACAUAUCAAAAGAGACAAAAGAAAGUGAACUGUUGGACAUAUUCAAACAAUUUGGUUCUAUCGAAAGUAUCAAUCUUAAAGUGAACACAAGUAUCGGACCGUAUGCCAUAUAUGCCCACGUUCUCUUUAGCGCUCCCGAGGAGGCUAAAAGAUGUCUAAAGCAAAUGAACGGGAAGUUUCUAAUUAUUCAAAUGAUCACCCUCUGCAUUCCGCUGUGCCCCCCAGCAUUGUCUCACGAUGGCAUGCUAAAUGACGAUAGCGUUAACCCGUAUGACUCGGAGGCAACCGGUUUUAGGGAACACGAGGUAGGAUUUUUACACAGCAUUAAGAAUUUUGCGAUUUCGCACAUAUGGUUAUGUUACUUAUUCCAUGCAAAUAAGCGAUUACGCACGGGUGGAAGCAACUCCAUGGAGAAUGUCAAUUUGGGCAGUGCGAGCAGUUUGACCGGCCUGCCAAGUGUAAACGGCAACGACGUAGAGAUUAACAAGUUGGUAAAGACGUACGAAGAGAAUAAAGUGCAAAAUAAACCAACCGGGGAUGCAAAAAAUAGGCAAGUAGAAGAAAUGUUACAGUCCGUAAUUAAGGAUGGCAUGAACAAACCCCCCAGGAUAAAACUGUACUUGUGUGAUCAUUUGAGGCAGUGCGCCCAGCACGUCUUUAACAGACCCGCCGUAGAUAUCAGUGUGACAAGUAAUACAAUAAACAACACGCAUAGUAGCACUAUGGUUAGUAAAGAAUUCAAGGGGAAUAUCCACAUGAACGCAAAUGCCACCAACCCUGGUGCACCACUGUACCACACCGAACAGAAUAACCUUUUAACAGGGGGGAAGAAUUCCUCAACGUUGAAAGAACCUAGCAAGCACCAUAUGUUGAACAAUGGGAUAGCGAAUAAGGAAGGACAGCUCCACGGAAAUGAAAAACUCUUAUCCUCCUUGCAUAGCGGUGGAAGUACCAUUCCCAAUAUGGGAUUAAACAAUCCCACUAGUAAUGUGAAGUACGCCCUGUGGAAAGGAACCCUCGAAAUGAAGAAUAAAGAAAAUCUCAGCGUUAUCGGAUAUGCUGUAAACGGGGACGUAAAAAAAUUUCUGAACAAUAGCAUCUCCAGCAUAGUCAUAAGUCACAGAAAAAAAAUGAAAACACUUCCAAAAAUAGAAGCCACGUAUUAUUUCCAAAUAGAGAAUAAAGAAGACGAAAAUAUUUUGGAUACCUAUAGAAACUAUUUCAAUAGUAAGGAUAGAGUUGGAUUAUCCUCCACAAGUGACGAUUGGCAUAUGUAUAUUAUCUUCCCAGGAAGUGCCAUUUUUAAAGAGUUCUGCAACAGCGUUGGAGGUAUUAACAGCUUUGGUGGUGGAAACAGCUCAAACAAUUUUAAUAAUAUCUUCCUGGGGGUUGUAUGUUAUAAUCCACAAUUUUUCGAUAAAAAAGAUGGUGUGGCUGCUCAAGACGGUGUGGCUUUUCAAGACGGUGUGGCUGUUCAAGACAGCGUGGCUGCUCUAGAUGGUGUGGCUGCUCAAGGCGGUGUGACCGUGAAAGAUAGCACAGCUGCCAAUUUUAAUCAGCAAGAAUCUCCCAUGACAAAUGUCAACCAAAUCCAUGUGAAUAAGAACUUUCAAAUUUUGAGCAAUCAUCAUCAGAACAAGUUUACCAAUUCAGUUGCAGCGGUGGGUGCUGCAGGGAGAGUGAUGAAGAGUAACAUCAACGGAAACAACCACAGUAACCUUUAUGGCGAUUUUGCUAAGCAGCAGGGGGGAGGUGGCCCCAGCAAUGCAGUGGCUAAUAAUUUCCCGCUUCAUAGUAGUAACACGUUCAAUAACGUGCAAGGUGUGAAGAAGAAUAACAUCCUUGUAGGUAACAACAUGCCCCACGGCAACAGUAACAACCAUGGAGGCUUCCCCAAUGCGAACAAGUCCGAUGGAAUCACAGCAGUGACAACGCAAGUCAUGCCGUCCCGCAGUGAUCCCAACGUUCAAAAAGGGGCCAUGGCAGCCCAGAAUAAUUCUACCACCCAGCUGAACCAGGAGAAUGACACCUCCAAUGAGUUAAGCGAACCAACUCGAAAGGAAGAAAACAAAAAUGAAGUCCCCAAUUGGCUCAAUCAGUUUAGUUCAUUAGCAGCAUAUCUUGUCAAAAAAUAG
Molecule: messenger RNA, 2238 nt
Organism: Plasmodium cynomolgi strain B
Lineage: Eukaryota; Apicomplexa; Aconoidasida; Haemosporida; Plasmodiidae
Product: RNA binding protein
Exons: 4
Coding region: 1-2238 (745 amino acids)
Molecular function (GO): RNA binding
Source: RefSeq, a predicted model, not a curated record